UCUCCACAUGUGUGUUCGGUCUCAGUCCGCCCGGUUAGUUUCAGCAGGUUUAGCAGGUUGUAGAUGGACGAUCAGUACUAAACCGUUCAGUUUUACACCCCAGAGAUCAUUCACACCGUCAGCCAGGAACGAUAGAUUUAGAAGAAUGGCUUGUGUUAAGAUCGGUACACACAAUGGGACGUUUCACUGUGAUGAAGUGUUGGCGUGUUAUUUACUCCGUCAGCUCCCUGAGUACAAGGAUGCUGAAAUAGUUCGGACUCGGGACCCUGCAGAGCUGGCCAAGUGUCAGGUUGUGGUGGACGUUGGUGGAGUGUAUGAUAAAGAAACCCACCGAUACGAUCAUCACCAGAGGACUUUCGUCGAAACCUUUAACACCUUGUUCCCAGAGAAGCCGUGGGUAACCAAGCUUAGCUCUGCAGGUUUGGUGUACCUGCACUUCGGUCGUCAGGUUCUUUCCAAUCUGACCCGCCUGGCACAGGACAGCGUGAAACUGGAGAUCCUGUAUGAUAAGUUGUAUGAAAACUUUGUGGAGGAAGUGGAUGCCAUUGAUAAUGGGAUUUCCCAGUGUGAUGGAGAGGCACGUUAUACUAUCAGCACCAACCUCAGUUCUCGUGUUGGUCAUCUUAACCCCCGGUGGAACAGCGAGUCCCAGGACACAGAGGAGGGUUUUCACAAAGCCAUUGACCUUGUCGGAGCUGAAUUUCUAGAUCGCCUGGAUUACUAUCAAAAUGCAUGGCUUCCAGCACGAGUGCUUGUGGAAGAAGCAGUCAAGACAAGGUAUCAGGUGGAUCCCAGUGGGGAGGUGAUCGUGCUCUCUCAGGGUGGAUGUCCCUGGAAGGAACAUCUGUUCUCACUGGAAAAAGAACUAAAGCUGGAGAUACCGAUUAAGUUUGUGCUUUAUCCGGACCAGAACGGACAGUGGAGGGUCCAGUGUGUGCCAGCCGGGGUCAACACAUUCCAGAACAGACUGUCGUUGUUGGAGGAAUGGCGUGGAGUCAGAGACGAAAAUUUGUCCCAGCUUAGUGGAAUCCCUAACUGUAUCUUUGUCCAUGCGAGCGGCUUCAUUGGGGGAAACAAAACCAGGGAGGGGGCGCUGGAGAUGGCCAGAAGAACUUUGCAAGCGUCAGCCAAAGCAGGGAACGACUCGAAAGUUUAACAACCUUAAUUCCAUUUUUACUAAUAAAACAUCUGGACGGAAGCAAACUUGUGUAAACUUC
Molecule: messenger RNA, 1217 nt
Organism: Trichomycterus rosablanca
Lineage: Eukaryota; Metazoa; Chordata; Actinopteri; Siluriformes; Trichomycteridae
Gene: myg1
Product: myg1 exonuclease
Exons: 7
Coding region: 8-1156 (382 amino acids)
Cellular component (GO): nucleus; cytoplasm
Source: RefSeq, a predicted model, not a curated record